UUUUGCUUUACCAAUAUGGCGCUGCUGCUGUUAUGAGAUGACAACAUCGCAGUUUGUGUCCUAUUUGUUAUUAUUAAUGUUACAGUCAACAUUAAAUUACUACCUCAAGAUUGCAAAGAACAUUGGCAAAUGUAAUGUAAGUUUCGUUAAAGUGAAGCCCAAGUUCUCAGUGAUUUAUACAUUCGAAUGGGUCGGUGGGAAAAGUAUACUACUGUAAAAAUGGCGGGUGUGUUAUCUUUAUGGAUUGUGUUUUCAUUUCUAUACUAAAUCUUAGUAUAUGAGAUUUGAGCAAAAUCAUCGAUAAACCGACUUGAACGAAACUUAAACUUCUUACACAACAUGUGCCGAUUACAAAUUUGACAAUUGGAGUAGUGAUCGUUUUACGGAGUUAGGGCAGGUGUCAACGUUUUUGAUGAAAUUAUCAGAAUGUCACGCUGGGGAAGAGGCCGAGGUGGCAGCGUGGCUGUGCCGCUGGACAGUGCGCUGUUUAGAGAAAACAGCAAUUGUCCCUCAGCCGCCCGUUCAGCGGGAACUGUUGGCAAAUGGGGAAUGACCAGUUUUACAUCAAUCAGAAGCGCUCCUUACGCAUAUAACACUGCGAAAAAGCCUGUGCAAGAUCAAAAUAGUCCUUUGACUGUGCCAGCUGUAGACACAGAACAACCUCCACCAAAACCGAAGAAAUUUUUCAAAUCUCGUAAUGCUGAGACUUUUCCACCUGUACCGCAAAUUGCUUAUGCACCUCAACAAGUACCACCGCUUUCACCUGAACAUCCACCAAGUUUUAAGGAAAAGAAAUCAACUAAAAAGUGUAGAUAUAAUAGAGAUUCAUCUUCACCAGAGUUACCCCGUCGCAACUCUGAAAAAGCAAAACCUAAAAAGACUACAGUGGCUACUAAAGCUUCCAAAAAGGAAGAACCCAUCAGUGACAAUUCACAACCACCCAAUAAGCGAUAUCUGGUGCGUAACCGCAGCAAAGUUAUAAAUUAUGCAGAGGAUGGUAGCAAUAGUCCCAUACCAGAUAUGACAACCCGAUACGAAUCAUUACCACCGAAAGCACAGUCACCCAAAGCUAGUCCAUUAAUUUCCAGUCCAGUGCCAGCAAAACCAAUACCAGAAGUAGUCAGCCCUUCAACCAGCAAAGAAUCAAAUGAGGAACGUAAACCACCACCUAUUGUACUCAGAAUAUCAAAAGGUACAUCAAGAAUAGUAAGCACAGAUUCAAAUGAAGGAUUUACUUCUCCUGGAUCUGAUAGACAUUCUUCUAUGGACAUGCAUUCUGAUUUUGAUCAUAAAAAGAGUCCUUCUAUGGAAACAAUUUGUUCACCCAAACAUGAAGGCCUCAAAAUCACAAUAAAAUGUUCUUCAUUAAAUCAAGAAAAUAAGAAAGAUAAGAAGAAGGAUAAAAAAGAAGGACACCACAAAUCACACAAACGUCAUCACAAAAACAGUGAUGAUGAACCCCUAAAAAAACCCAGUUCACCAUUACCAGGUACCGAUACAUAUGAUCUGUAUAAGACUUUAGCUUCACCCGUUCAUGAAGAGGAGUCAAUCACUAAGACAAAAGUAGAUAAUGUGGAGUCACAAGUGGCAAAAUCAAAUACUACAAAUACAACAUCAAAAUCUAAAGCAGAACUAAAAGCUCUACCUGAACCAAAACAAAGUGAAGGUAGGUCUAGACGAAAUAGGCCAAACAUCAACUACAGUGAGAAUGAUGAUUAUUUAGAUGUAUUAACAUCAAAAGUCUCAAACAAAAAUGUAACAAAGACUGUUAGUGAUAUUAAAAAAGAUGUCAGGAAGAGUAAGAGAAGACUUGAUGUUGCAGCAGUUCCAGAGUCCAAUGAUAUGAAUGAGAUUAAUUCAGAAACUGAGAAAGAUGCUGAAUCUCAUUAUGAUGAUAAUGAUUUGAUCAACAUACUGUCUGGUGAUAAUGAUAAAUCCAAGCCGGCCAAUGACUUGCAAAAAUCUAAAGUUAACAAAAAGCAAAAGAAUAAACAGAAACAAGAUAAUUCUACCAAUGAUAUUGAAUCCACAAAUCUUGAAGACUCUAUGAGUGUGUCACAACAAGAUGAAAGUCAUGAAGAUGAUGAUCAUUUGGCAGAGGAGCCUAGAAGUGAUGACAUGGAUGAAGAUGAUAGAGUAAUUCAAGAGGAAAAGGAUGGAGAAUCUCAGACUGAGAAGGAAGUGGAUCAUCAAGAUAGAAAUCAUCCAGAUGUUGAAUCCGGGAGUCAAAUGGAAAGUCAAGGAAUUGAUUCAAAUGAAGAUCUAUGUAACAAUACACCAACACAAUCAACAGAUUCUGCAUACAAUAGUUGUCCCUAUGAGAAUUCAGAGGAAGAAUCACAAAGAAACAUAGCUGAUGAUCAUUUUAAAGCUCCUAAUGGUGUAAAUGAACCAGAUGGUGCGGAUGAUAAGCCAAGUGUUAAGUUGGUUAUAACAAAGAAGAAAGGUUCUAUAUUUAAGAGCAAAUCUCUGGUUAAUGAUAACCCAUCUCCGUUACCAGCAAGAAAAAGAAGGCAUUUGUACAAACAUCAGUGGGCAAAUGAUAAAGGAAAUGAGACUCCAAGACCUGAAAGGCCUGAAAACCCAGAAGUGAGUAAUCCUGUCCGUCAAGUACCUGAAGCAUUGACUAGAGUCACAAGAUACAGAUCUCCUGAUCCCAUAAUAGCUGAAAUAGAUGCUACCGAGCCGGGUGUGCCCUACACUAGUGUCCGUUGUGCCAAAGAAGCUAAAGAAUAUUACACUGUUGUAAGAAAUGUAAAGAAAGCACAUCAAAUUCAAGAAAUUGGAGAGUUCCAAGAGUUCAAUGAUGAUGUGGAAUACCUUCUUGAUGCACUGCAGGACAACAACCCGAUGUCCACCCGCUGCCUGUCAGCUAUCACGUUGGCCAGCAAGUGCACGGCGCCCGCCUUCCGCAUGCAUCUGCGCGCGCACGGCACCGUGCAGAAGUUCUUCAGCGCACUGCAUGAUGCUACUAACGAUCAAAGCUUGGGUCUGUGUACUGCUACGGUUAUGUUUGUGCUGUCACAAGAUCGCCUCAACAUGGACUUGGACAGAGAAUCAUUGGAGCUUAUGCUGAAUCUGCUGGAGUCUGAUGUUUCUCACAAGAAUGCAUUGGAUGAUUGUGGUUUGACAUCGGCACAACUUGCAAAGACUCAAGAAAGGGUCAGAGAGUUGUGUGCUGAAAUCAAGAGCCAAGGGAAAGCGACGCAUUUGGACUUGGAGAAUAUAACUGUGGGUCACCUGGCGAUGGAGACGCUGCUGUCGCUGACGUCGAAGCGCGCGGGCGAGUGGUUCAAGGAGGAGCUGCGCGUGCUGGGCGGCGUGGACCACAUCGUGCGCACCAUACAGGAGUGCGCGGCGCGUCUGCCCGCGCCCGCCGCCGCCUGGACUGCUGCUGAGGUCGACGUACUGCGCAAGGCCGAUAGGUGCAUGCGUGUAUUGGAGAAUCUGCCCGCGCUCAAGGUGCUCGUCAACCUCUCGCACAGCUUCGGCGGCUUCGGCGCCGCAGCAUCGAUAGGCGCUCAGGUGGUGGGCGAGCAGCCGCACGUCAUGGAGACCUGCUUGAUAAUGUUGAACAACCAGGGCUGCUUCAUACCUGACAACAAUAACUUCGAGUUCAGUGUUUGUGUGCUGUUACUUUUGAUAAAUCUAGUUCAAAACAACGAGAGUAACACACAGAAACUGUUGGAUGUCCACAUAACGGUGGAUGACGGCGACACUUCGAUAGACACGCCCGCUUUGGAUCUCAUAGUUGAUUUGUUUUAUAAACGAGAAGAGCUCGCAAGGCGGGCAGAAGAGAACACGGACGCGCUGCUAGACGGCGAGAAAGAAGAGACUGAUGAUGAGAAAGAUAAGAAGAAGCAGUCGGUUGAUGAUAUCGCUGAGACUGUUGAUAAAUUGCUGGCGCGCGCGGGCGCGCACAUGGAGCACACGAUGGUGUGCGCGUACAUCGCGCUGCUGCUGGGGCACGCGGCGCGCAGCGCGCGCGCGCCCGCCGCCGCCGUGCGGGCGCGCGUGCCGCGCUACCGCCCGCUGCUGCCCACGCUGCGCAAGUACUACAACUUCCUCUCGCUCACCGCCAGCGCGGAAGCUUCGAUCGUCGCUCACGUGAAAGCAACGCAGAAGAUAAUAGAGUUUAUGGAGACGAGCGACAGGGAGAGCUCGUUGGAGCCGCCGGAUCCACAACAACAGCAACAACAACAACAGCAGCAGCAACAACAACAACAACAACAACAACCACCAGCAGAGUACCGACCAUACAACUACUAUCAGCCAUGUGCAGACAUGCCUCAAGACAUGUCCCUCAGCAACCUCAACUAUACCAUGAAUUCCUCCUCCUCCGACAGGAUGUCCUCCAUGGAGGUCGAUGGAUACCAUUAAUACAUGCUUGGUUAAUUGUUUUGCGUAUAUUCAGGUUAAUAGCACUAUUUUAACAGAUCAAUAGCACUUUUAAUUGUUUUUAUUUUACAAGGUGACAUUUGCGGAAAUAGCGAUAUCUUCACAAAGAUUCUGUCAAUGUUUCAAUAUGGGAAAAUGUUUCGAAUAUUAAACAUAGUAAUAUUAAAUUUUCUCUAUUAAACAGAAUAAUUAUGGUGUGUUGAUUUUUUAAUAUACGGACACAAAACUGCUUUUUUUUAGUCAACAAAUUACCAAGUAGAUAGUUUAAUUCAGCACUUGAUUAGUAAAGGCACUAGACAAGAAAAAAAGAUUUUUUUUACUUUGUGAACUGAGGUGAAUGUAAAUAGAAACCAAAUAAAAAAAAUGAUGUACAGAUAACAAUUUUAGUUGUAAUCGAAUGCCAUUUGUGACGUGAGCACGUUUUUGUAUCUAUUCCUUUGUAAUGUAAAUAUUUUUGUUUAGAGUAAUUUAGAUAGAAGCGUUGAUCGUGUGCGGGUUAUGUUAUGAUCUUGAUUAAAUUGAGAUAUUCCGAGUUUAAGCCUGCAAAUGGCGAAUUGAAAGUGCAAAAUGUAACAUUAAGUGUAAAUGGUAACAUUUGUGAUGUGAAUAUUGAUCGCAUCUUGUACUAUAUCUGCGGGGGAUACUUUGAGGCACAAUUAUAUAGCUUUUUCCCGUUGGCCCGAUCGGCAUCGGCCUUAUUUUUCCCAUUGUGCAUAUUGUAUGGUUUUACUUCAAUGGUAAAAAUCACAAUCAGACCAUCGGAUUCAUUCGGCCCAAUGGGAAAAAUCUCAAUGUGACGAUCGGCCCAACGGGAAAUAUCUAAAUUAUAUUGUAAAUAAAUUAGCGUUGAUAGAUUUUCCGUUGUAAAGGUUAGUUGGAGUUAUUUUAUGUAACGAAAAUUUCUAGAUCGAGUAUGUUGUAUCGGAUUUGCCUUACGAAAGAGCGAAAUAUUUCGUGUUGAGUGUACAAAUGUUUUUUAGAGACGCGAAUAUCGCUUAGAUAAACAAUUAUAGGACAAUCUAUGUUGGAAUUAACUAUAUAUAACACCUUUUGUAUUG
Molecule: messenger RNA, 5456 nt
Organism: Papilio polytes (common Mormon)
Lineage: Eukaryota; Metazoa; Arthropoda; Insecta; Lepidoptera; Papilionidae
Gene: wapl
Product: protein wings apart-like
Exons: 14
Coding region: 427-4380 (1317 amino acids)
Biological process (GO): regulation of chromosome condensation
Source: RefSeq, a predicted model, not a curated record